GGGGUGGGGAUGCGGGCGAUGGGCUCCUGCGCUUGGCCCCUCGCUGGCUGGCGACGGGGCUCGGGGGCCCUGGGUUCCCUUCCCUGGGGAGGGAUAAGCGGGACUCACUGGGCGCUCGGGCCUGGCGGCGGGCACCCGCACUGCUUUUCGAGACGGAGGAAGGUCACUUGCGGGAGCUGCGCGGCACAGUGUUUGUUUUGCCCUUGCUCGCAUUUAGGAAGAGAGGAGCAGGCUGGGCAGCGGGGCGAACUUACUGGUGGGACGGACCCAGCGAGGCGUCGUUACUGCAGGUCCCCAACCCAUCCAGUGAGCAGACACGUAAUUAAGGAAAUGUUAGAAUGCAGAGCCUGUGAAUGCGGCAAGACCCGACACCCCUCCCUAGCUUUUCGGGAGCUGAGAUGUUGGCUGGGGAAUAAUGCGGGUCUGCAGGUUCCUAGUUGGGCAGCGACUGCUCCGAAUCCGGAUUAGUGGCUGCUGGUGUCUGCAAGGGGGUCGUAGGGCCGUUCACUGCUCCCGCUUUGGCCUUAUUUUGUUCAGUGUUUGUAUUUUAAGGUGCUUUCUCCAAAAAUAAUGUAAGUGCAGUGCCUCUCAGUUACUUGGAAGAAGGUGCAGGCUAGACCAUGGAAAAUGUGCAUCAACCUAAGGCCGGGAACAUAAUCCCCCCAAUCUUUCCCAUCUUCCCAAAUGGCGUCACUAUUCACCUGGGUUUUCAAGCCCUAAAUGUAAGAAUAAGUCUCUCUCUCUUACUCCUCAAGACAAUUCAUAACUAGUCUUGCAGCUUCUGCCUCAAAAAUGUAUUUCCAGCCAGCCCUACCCUUUCCACGUCUGGUGCCCCUGGCUGGCCCAGCCGGUCUGUCUCCAGGUGGACUUCCAUGGGAGCCUCUCACUGCUCCCAGGUAGCCUCGCCCUACCGUAAGUCCAUCGCUAUCAGCCUGGAGGAGCUCUUUAAAAUGUAGAUGAAAUGGCCACACCCUGAUUAAAACUCUUCAAAGGAUUUCUCAUUCCUUAAGGUCUCAGUGCUUCAGCUUCCUAACAGAGGUCUUCCUCAAACCUGUCUGAAAAUAACUUUACAAAGGAGCCUUUCCUCACAGUGAGGUUCCCGGAGACACUUGGAGGGGUAUGCCGGGUAAAUAUUUCCAUAGCCAUACUGUUAACAUUUGCACCAAUGGUACGAAAACCAUUCCGGGUAAAAUUGCUGACGCCUUUGCAGGGAUGCAGGCGGCCGUGGCAUUGGACUGUGGGAAGCUGUGCUGUCUUCAUGCAUUUCACUCAAAAACAACAUACUGAAUAUAUUCCAAGUAAAAUAAUUUGCAGGAAAAUAAAACAUAACAUAUUGCAACAGAGAGAAUGCAGAGGCAGACGUGAGGAUCCGCUUGUCUUCUAUCUACUAAGCCAGACAUUAAAAAGAUUUGUAAAAGUGAAAACUCUUCUUACUGCUUUUUCGGAGAAUAUAUUUUUCGUAAAAGUGUGUAUUUGCAUUAACAUAUAAUAGGUUUGUUUUUAAAUGAAUAAAUAUUUUAAAAAGUGCUCAGUUUUAAUUUCUAAUAGGGCAAGUGGCGAUAUAAUCUGUAUAAACUUAAGGUGUUUGGGGUCCUCAAUAAUAUUUAAAAAUGUAAAAAGAUCCUGAGAUCAAAAUGUUUGAGGACUGUUGCUCUGUCAGUUCACUGUCUUAAUAAUGUUUCUCAUUAUCUGAAAUGAUUUUGUUUUGUCUGUUACCAUUAUGGAUUUUAUGCCUAAGAAAAACUGGGAAGGUCGGUGGGGCUUUUUACAGAUAGGGGGAAUAAAGCUCAGAGAGGUUCAGUGAUUUGGAAGGUCCACCCAGCUAGUGUCAGAGUUGGGAUUUGAGUCUAUAUUUGAGUCCAAAGUGUGCAUUUUAUUAUUUUGUCUUGAUGAAUAUAAAGCCCAAAUAUGGGUUAAUGAAUUUCUUGAACAAAUAUGUUGAAGCACUUCCUGUGGUGGGCGGGUACUGCUAGAGGCUGGAUCACAGAGCUCAGCAACAGAGAACAGGAUCUCUGCCGUGGCCCUUGAGGACCGCGCAUGUCCUGUGAUGGUGGGAAUGUCAGAAUGGAAACCUCAAGAAAACAUGAGUAGGCACUGAAAAACAUUUCUUGGAGUAAUAAUUAGCUUAGGACAUAAGUGCCGUAGUCCCCCCACCCCACCCCCCAUACCCGUGGUUUCAGUCCCUUGCGGUUGGAAGCAGGUGGCCCUCUUUCUGACACAGUGUCAGAAGGUCCUGGUAGCCUAACGCUGUGUCAUGGUGCCUUACUUGAUGGCAUCACAAGAAGAAGGGUGAGUGCAGCACAGUAAGAGACUUAGAGGGAGAGAGACCACAUUCACCCAACUUCUACAGUGUAUUGUUAGAGUUCCUAUUCUGUUAUUAUUGUUAAUCUUUUACUGUGCCCGAUUUCUGAGUUAAGCUCAGUGAGAGGUACGUAUGUGUAGGAGAAAACGGUACAGCUAGGGUUCAGCACGCCGUGGUUUCAGGCACCCACUGGGGGCCUGGCAGUACACCACCUGUGGCGGGGGGGGGCUUCUGGAGUGAAGGAAGCCUCCUGUGGGGGUCGGUGGGGGCCGUGUUUAUUGAGCACUUGCUUGGUGCCUGGCACUGUCGGAUAUAAAGAUGAGUGAAAUCGCAUUUUUUCCUUAUCGUACUUAUUUUAGUUUACUCUCACUAAGUAGUAAUGUGACCUUGAUGGUCUUACAUGGCUUCCAUUUGUUUUUUCCAGUGUGGUGGUAUGGAUUUUUUCUCCUGAGCUUGUACCUUUAGUUGGCCUCCUGCUAAGUUUUUGUUUUCUGUUGGAGGAAUAUUUAUACUACUUCGUUUCCAGAGAGAAGAGACAAACAGACCUUGAGCCAGAUGAAUAAACAAGUCUUCUCUUGCUCAGAUGAUCAGUUUGGGCCAUUUUAGCUCUGGAUGAAUUCAGGGUGAAUUCUCCAAGGGGACUAGACUACUAGGAUGAGCUAAGAGCCAUGGACUUUAGCAUACUAGGUGGCGGGAGAUGCUCUCAGGUUUAAAGGUGACUCAUGUACUUCAGCAGACAAAACUACUGGCAGGAACGAGGGGAGGACAGAUUCUGCUUAAAAUAAUAACAACUUUCUAACAGUAUUGGGUAUCCAAGGAUGAAAAGAUUUCUUCAUAAAGGAGCACCUUUCAUUCUCCAUACUUGAACUUUUUAGGUAGGCAGAGACUUGGACUUUUUAGUAUUUUGAGAAAAGUGUGUUAGGUAACACAUCAAAUUUAAAGAUUUUAUGAUCCUGGAAUCAAGUAGUGAGUUAACAGGAGUUCAAAAUCUUGGUCUUUCCCACAAUAAAGGAAAAAUAUGUCAUUAUAAGGAUUUACUAAAAAAAAAAAAAUCUCGGUCUUUGACACAAAUACAGCCUGGGAAAACGUACAAAACCAUAAUUCUUUGUGAGAUAAAGUCAAUUCAGCAGUUUUUAGAAUAAUGCUUAUCCUAUAUCAGGGUCUUUCUAUUUUCUCUCUGUACAAAGGCCAUGUCUUUGUGCUCACGCAGUUAGUGUUUUUCAAACUACUUUUUAGUCUUAGAACUAAUGACGUGAAAUAAUAUGGCAAGGUCUCAAGUGGCGGUUUUCACUCUUGGCAAAACACCAUGGAAUUACCUGGGGGAGCUUUUAAGGAUCCGGAGGAGCAGGCUGUGUCUGAGCCUGUGAGGUGGGACUGAGGCAUUGCUGCACUGAAGGGUCCCUGGUGGGGCCACUGCGUGGUCAGGGCUGAACACCACUGGUCCACGGCAAAGCGGUUCUGGUGGAAGGGCAGGAGACUGCGGGAUUCAGAGACAGACAGCCCAUACCCUCUGGGGUGCCUUCCCCCCAAAUCUCAGCAGAGUUGAAAACUAUUGCUUUAGUGGAUUAAGAUGAAUACUUUAUGUAAUCAGCCGCGUGAACGGACAGUGUGCUCUUACUACAGGAGUUAAACACUCAGUUGUUUACGGGUCAGACAGCUAAUGCAGACUAGUGUGUCAGUUAAAGGUAGUCGUGACAGGUAAUAGCCGGUCUGGGCCCUGGUCCUGCUCUGCUGCAUUUGAUUAUUGCCGCGGCUUUCGAGUUUUCAAGAGAAGCCAGACGUGUGUAUUUCUUUGAAACCCUUAAUGUUGUAUUUUAGCAAUUAUGUUAAUUGAACAAAACAUCUCCAGAGGAAGUGCACAGACUUUCCUGUGCUUCAUGAAUUUCCAUAUGUAACCAGCACCUAGGACAUAGGCAGGAUCUCCCAGAGUUCCCUUGUUCCUUCCCAGUUAGCACUGCCUUCCCUCUCCCUGCUCCAUGCACUCUCCUCUUCAGGUACCACAGGGUAGUUUGACCCAUUUUCAAACUAAAUGGAACUCAUAGCAUGGACCCUUUUGUUUCUGGCUUCCUUCACCCAGUGUUUGUUUUUAUGAGAUUAUCCCUGUUAUCAUUCCGCAGAAACAGGUUCAAUUACAUGGUUGUAUAUUGUUCCAUUAUAUAAUGUACUGUCAGCUUGUCCUUUCUACUGUAGGUACUUUGGUUGUUUCCAGUUGGGGACUAUUACAUAUAUGUGCUGCUAUGAACUUCUGCAUUUCUGGGUCAUAGCAGACACCGUCAAACAGUUUUCCAGUGAAUGUACUAACUUCUCCUACCAGCGGUGUCAGAGAGUUGCGUUCACUCUGUCCUUUAGCAUUUUAGCCAUUCUGGUAUGCGGAGUGUUAAUUUGAUUUUAAACUUGCAGUUCUGUGCUAAUAAAGACCUUAUAUUUAUUAGCCAUUUGUUCUCUUUCGUGAGGCUGUCAUUUAAGUCUUUUCCGAUUUUCCUACUGGGUUGAAUAUUUAUUUAUUUAUUUAUUUUAGUUAAUAGACUUUAUUUUUUAUAGCAGUUUUAGGCUUACAUUAAAUUGAGCAGAUAGUACCUAUUCCUACAUGCUCCUAAUUCUCCCCCUCAGGCUGUCCCCUGUUAUUAACACCUUGUGUUAGUCUGGUACAUGUGUAACAAUUAAUGAACCGAUUUUGAUACAUUAUUAUUUAAUAAAGUCCAUAGUUUACAUUAGGGUUCACUGUCUCCAUAGUUCUGCUUGCUCUCAAAUACCGCAUAGCUGGAAUCAUACAAUAUGUAGCCUUUGCAGACUGCCUUCUUACUAGGCCAUGUGCAUUUAAGAUUCCUUCAUGUCUCUUCAUGGCUUGAUAGCUCGUUUCUUUUUAUUGCUGAAUGAUAUUCCAUUGUCUGGAUGCACCAGUUUGUUUGUUUAUAUUUUGAAGGAUAUCUUGGUUGCUUCCAGUUUUUGGCAAUUAUAACUUGCUGUAAACAUUUGUGUGCAGGUUUUCAGCUCAUUUGGGUAAAUGUUGAGGACCACUGUGCUGGAUUGUACGGUGAGACUGUGUUUAGCUUUGCAGGAAAUUGCCAAACUCCUCCAAAGUGGCUGGGUGAUUUUGCAUUCUCACCAGCAGUGAAUGAGAGUUCCUGUUGCUCCACAUCCGUGUCUGCAUUUGGUAUUAUUAAUAUUAUUUUUUAAUUCUAGUCUUUCUAAUAGGUGUGUAGUGGUAUCUCAUUGUUUGAAUUGCAGUUCGCUUAUGAGAUAUAAUGUAAAGCAUCUAUUUGUAUGCUUCCUUGCCAUCUUUGGUGAAGAGUUCUGUCUUUUCAUUAUUGAUGUAUAGGAGUUCUUUAUGUAUGCUGUAUAUGAGUUCUUUGUAUUUUUCUGUUCACUCUUUUUAGGAUAUCUUUUCAUGAAAGAAGUUCCUAAUCUUAAUAUUGUCUAAUGUAUCAGUUCUUUCAUGUUUGGUAUUUUUGGGACCUGUGUAAGGAGUCUGACAGUUGUAAGAUCAUGAAGGCCUUUUCCUAUAUUUUCAUCUUUAUUGUUCUACUUCUCACCUUUAGAUUCAUCAUCUACUGUUGAAGGGCAUUUGCAUUGUUUUAAUUUGCUGGCUGUUGUAAAUAAUGCUUCUGUGAGCAUUUUUAAACACGUGUUUUUGGUACACCUAUGUACACAUUUCUGUGGGGAUAUACCUAGGAGCGGAAUUGCUGGGUUACAGGGUUUGUGUGUGUUCAGCUUUGGUCACUGCUGCUAAAUGGUUUUUGAGUGACUGUAGUGAUUUUCACUUUCUAGUGGAAUAUGAGAUUUCCAGCUGUUCCACAUCCUCAUCAAUCCUUGUUUUUUUCUUUCUUUUUAAUUUUAGCCCUCCUAGUAGAUGUGUAAUUUACUUUUCUAAAACAAUAUUUUUUGUUUCAUAUUUAUCAUUCCUUGGAUUUUCACAACAACCCAUAAGUACGCAGGAUGGAAAUCAGCCGCAUCUUUGGAUGAAGAAUUGAGCUGAGCAACAGAUUAUCUGCUUUGCAGAGAUCUUACUAACCACUUGGCAGGACUGACAUUCAUAAAGCUCACGAUUCCCAGUCUUGCUUUCAUCACCAUCUCCCUAAUCUUUGACCAAUAACCCAUGUUUUAAUCUAUAGAUACCCAUUUUUUAAGAUAUGUACAUUAAAAAUAGUAUGUACUGUGCAUACACACUUCAUUGGAAAUUGGGACAGAAUCUUGGACUGGGCUACCCAUAAUUUUCUGUGGCACCCUUUAGCUGUACUUGAUUGUUGUUGCAGUGCUAACAUAAAUUGUACAUUUGUGGAGAUGAGAAACAGAAUAAUGGCAGCAAAUAGAUCAACAAAAAAUUAUUCUAUUACAUAUAGAAAAUUAGUUUUUUGCAUUGUCUAAGGACACAUUAUUCUCAGCAAUACAUUCCCGGAUCAUUCUCAAAAAGGCAUUGUUACUUUUAGACCUUGGGCCUUGGGUUGUUUUAGCUAGAUGGGGAGGCUGUAGAUACUGAAGAUACUAUUUUGUUAUAAUUUUAACACACCAUGGUUUUGUUAAAUUGGAAUAGUGUGUGUGGUGUCUAAAUAUACAUCCGUCUGAGUUUAACGUCUUCUUUAGAAAUAAAAAUGUACAGGUAAUAAAAGCAAAUAUUUGAAAGAGGAUUGACAUUCCUUUUAAAGAUAGAGACAGUCGGGGUGCCUCGGUGGCUUAGUCGGUGAAGUGUCUGCCUUCGACUCAGGUCCUGAUCCCAGAGUCCUGGGAUAGGGCUGUGUCGGGCUCCCUGCCCCUGCUCAGCAGGGAGUCUGCUUCUCCCUCUCCCUCUCCCUGCCAUUCCCCUGCUUGUGCUCUCUCUCUCUGCCAAAUAAAUAAAAUCUUUAAAAGAAAAAUAGAGACAGUGUAGUAAUAUGAGGCUUGAAAGGGAAACUCCACACAGAUACAAAUACUGACAAAGUGGGCAUAUUGAAGGCACACCUGGGUAAAGGUGAACUUUACUGUGGGAACAUGAGCGACCUGACCCUGUUAGGGACCCUUUAGUGAGUCUUUGACCAGGUAUUUAUCUUUAACUCUGUGUCACAGAUAAUAUUUCAUAUCGUUUAUCAUGAAACCAGUAUCAAUGUUGCAGACUCUAAUUGUCUCAUUGAAACUACUCGUGGUUUUGACAAGCAGCGUACUUUGGCUUGACUCUCAGUUGAAUAUGUUUUAUACUGAAAGAACAUAAACAGAGUUAAGCUUACAAUUGACAUAAAAUACUGUUGAUAAAAUCCAGGUUCACCUUCUGUUUUUAUAGUAGACACAAGAUUGAAAUUGGGGUUUAAAAAAAAAAAAAAGAAAUUGGGGUUUCAUCUCAGAAAUCAUGACCUUGAGAGGCAUGGAAGCCUGAAUACUUAGGAGAGAGCCUUGAACUAUGAGUUGAAAAUUACUUCCAGUUCUGCCCUGGCUAACUGUGUGAUUUUGACCAAGGGGCUAAGUUUUUCUGGGGUCUUAGUUUCCUUAGCUAUACAACAAGGAGAUGGAGUGUAUAACACACCUAUUCCCCCCAAGUAAAUUUUAUUUCUUACUUUUUAAUGUAACCCCUUUUGAACAGGUAAUACAUUAUAAUGCUUCAGAAUUUAAAAAAAUUAAAGUCCCUUUCCCAGCCCUAUUUCCCAGUCAGAUAGUUACCUUUUUACAGGUAACCAAUGCUGUUAUUUUUUCUGUAGUUUUACAGGGAUAUUUUAUGCACAUACAAGCAAAUAUGUGGUAUAUCUGCCCCACCCUGCCCUUUUUAAAGGAGUGAUAGCACCUAGAACAUACGGCUUUUUUUCAUGACUACAUUUUGAGGAUUGUUUUUUUAUAUGAGUACAUUUCAUUUCCAAAUGAAUAUUUACCUAAAAGCAAAUACAUUGAAUAAGUAAUGGGUGCAAUUCAAAAAGUGCCAGAGUCUUCCCUGGUAAUACCCACCCCUCUUGGUGCAGGCACUUUUGAGUUGACAGAUGGCUUGUUCCUUUUUUUUUUUUUUUAAGAUUUUAUUUAUUUAUUUGACAGAGAGCAUGCAAGCACAAGUAGGCAGAGAGGCAGGUAGAGGGAGAGAGAGAAGUAGAGUGCCUGCUGAGCAGGGAGCCCGACGCGGGGCUUGAUCUCAGGACCCCAGGAUCAUGACCUGAGCCGCAGGCAGAUGCUUAACCGACUGAGCCACCCAGGCGCCCUUGUUCCUUCUUAGAAGGAAGCAGGUGCUUAUGGCUGGUGCUGUGAACUCAAGCACUUUCUUUUCUGACAGAUUCUAUGGAGAAAAUAACGUAGAUGCAUUUCAGCUGGCUCCUAGGAACAACCAAAUGGCUAAGGAAAUGUACAAAAUAGGAAUAGUCAGUGGAUGCAUAACAAGUGGGAAGAAAACUAAUUUAGGUAAUUUUGAGGUGAAGGGUAUGAGUCAGGCUAUAAGUGGAGAUUAGAUACGCUGGUCUUAGGCACUUUGGACAACUGGGUAGAGACCAAAAGAGUCAUUAGCUUUCAUCUUAUCUCUGACUAUUUAGCAAAUAUUUGCUAGGCACUCAGGAUGUGCCAGGCUUGUGCAAGCCUUUGGAGGUUCAGUGACCAAGUAGAAAGGGCUCACGGGCCCAAGCACUGCAGAGUUUUAUCUGAAAAAGUCCAGCCAUGCUCAGACCUGAAUGCUGACCAGUGUGAGAGGAACAGGAGAAAACAGGAGAAAGGAGAAAAGAAGAAACUAGAAAACAGUAAAAAUAACACACACACAUACACACACGAAAGUAAAGAGGAGAAAGCAUGGUAGCUGAAGUGGGACCCUACCUGAAGUAGGGGCGACAGCUGUCAGACUUCUCCAAGGCCUGUUUGGCGACCUCAGAAAGCAUCCUAAUGUCAGAAUGAAGAGCAGAGAAGAAGCCUCCAUGGUUAGAGAGCUGGGUUCUCGGGGACAAGAUGUUGGAAGACGGGGACGCCUGGGGGGCUCAGCCGGUUAAGCGUCUGCCUUCAGCUCAGGUCAUGAUUCCAGGGUCCUGGGAUCCAGCCCCACGUGGGGCUCCCUGCUCAGCGGGAAGCCUGCUUCUCCCUCUGCCUCCGCUCGCCCUUCUUGUGCUUGUGUGCUCACGCUCCUCUCUCUCAAAUAAAUAAAUAAAUAAAUAAAAUCAAUCUUCAAAAAAUGUUUUAAAAAAAUGUUGGAAGACGGGCCUGUUGAGAGCAGUAGAGAUGUCAACUACUUUUUGGAAAGUUUUUAUUCAAAACAAAAAUAAAAACAGAUACAAAGUUUGGGGGUUAGCUCAGUUAGUUUAGAAAAUGAAUCUGGUGUAUCUCAUUUUAAUAUUAAAAAUCCCUCAGCAGGAUUUAUGGAUAGCUGAGGUCUUCAGUGCAUAGUGCUUAAGGAUUUAAGUCAGAUGCAAACUGGAGUUAAAUCAAUGGAAUGCUAUAAAUGCAAUAGGUUUUGUUGAACCAUCAUAUCAUAGGCAAUUUGUAUAAGAGAUCAACUUAGCAGGGCAUCUGACUGGUUCAGUCAGUUGAGCAGGCGACUCUUAAUCUUGGGGUUGUGAGUUCGAGCCCCACACUGGGUGUAGAGAUCACUUAAAAAGAUCAACUUAGCUCUUUAGAUGAGAGGUAAGGACAGACCUUUGCCAUUAAGAUUUAGCUGGCUGGACUGACUUGCUGCGCCUGGUCUUGGGAGAAGAGCAGUUUGUGGGCUUGUCCAGUCCCCAUUAUGGACCAGGCCUGGAUAUAGCUGUGGCAGAGUAUGGUUAUGGAGGGCCGGCUAGGGUAUCGGGUGGCAAGGAUGAGCAUUAAGGAGGUGGCCGUGUUCCUAAAUCAUUGGUAGGCUCUGUCUCAGUAGCGUCAGGAAGCAUUAUUUUAUUUAAUCUGUACAACACUGAGAUAGGCUUUAUUAUUUGGGUGGCUGGUUGAUAAAUAGUUAUUAUAUACUAUUGAGAAUCUCUGUGUAAAGAGUUAAAUUGAUUUUGAAACGAGUCUUCACAUUUUUCCAAGGAAAACAAAGCUGCUCAAACAGUUUCUGAUCUUUGCCAUCAGUUUCUGUUUACAUUUGAUAGUGAAUUUGAGUUCUUGGUAUCAGGAAGGGUGAGCAGUUGAAGAGAAUGUGGUCGUGCGCGUGCGUGUGUGUAAGGGGACCUAAACCGGCUGGAAUUAGCCUACUGAGUGUCCCUGCCUUCCUGGAACCUCACAGUGAUCCAUCCCCUGCCUCUGGGGGUGGGGGACCGGCAGAAGCUGGUACUGGAUGAACUCAUAGAUUUGAGCACUGCUCAUGCACGCAGAUCCAUGCUUCUGUUGUGUGUGUGGGGGGGGGGGGGUGGGGGGCAGGCUACAGAGAAUACCUGUUCUGAUUUGGGAGGCAUGAGCAAUGCGUGGUGCCAAAACCUCACGGGAAGGUCCUCCAGCUGCUUCUAAAACAUGCAGCGGUGCUCAGGAGGGCUGACCGCUAAGAGGCUGCCAUUCAUUUGGCCGCACCUUACUUAGAUCCCUGGCCCCUCAAAAAGUCUGGUGGCCUCUGUGGCUGCAGAGUUGUCACCCCGCCCUAACGAUGGGCGAAGGCAUGGACAUGGAGUAUCUGCAUGAAGUUUUCUCAGGGCUUGUCGAUCUCCCGAAGCGUGUCCUAAGGAUACAUCAAUUUUGUGGACUUCUUUCAGGAAAACACAUACUCUGGGGACCAGAAAUUUGAAUGAGCUUGAAGAGGGGAUAGGCAGAAGGGGUUAUUUUAAGGCCUCGGAUGCUACCCAGACAGAAAGCAAAGUGUGGAUGAGAGAGCCCACCUCGCCCUGGGAGAAAGGCUUGUACUUUUCUCAAUGCGGAAAUGGUGUGGUUACAAAAUGUGUUCCCCCAAAGCAAAGUGAAGGUCAGGAGAUGCUGUGGAUUUUAUUUUAUUUCAUUUUUAUUAUUUAUUUAUUUUUUUAAAGAUUUUAUUUAUUUAUUUGACAGAGUUAGUGAGAGCAGAAACAAGCAGGGGGAGUGGGAAAGGGAGAAGCAGGCUUCCCGCAGAGCAGGGAGCCCGAUGCGGGGCUCGAUCCCAGGACCCUGGAAUCAUGACCUGAGCCGAAGGCAGACGCUUAACCGACUGAGUCACCCAGGUGCCCCAAUGUUGUGGAUUUUAAAAUUAUGCUCAAUGUGCAAACUAAAGCAUGUUUUUCCCUUUCAGUUAUGCUUUAAUUUGAAUCAGCGUUGUUUUAAGUUUGUCUAUGAACCAAAUUAAUAUUGUAUUAUCACUGGGAGAAGGGACUUAGUGAAAAUGUGAUUUUAUUAUGUUUUGAGCUUUGUUAAAGAGGGAAAUCUUGCUUCUUAAGAUAAAAAUCUUUUCUGGAAAAGUCUUAAUUCAUAAGCAAAACAAUGUCAUUUUUGGUUUUAAAUGUAUAGUUUCUUAUCUCUUAGGGUUUUAUUUAUCAGUUGCAGUUAAUUACAUCCUUUCUCAUUUUGGGGUAACAUUAAACAGUUUCAGUUUAGAGGCUGUGAACAUUGUUUCAUUCUACAUCCUGAAAUAGCCUUUUAAUUUUGCUUUCUCAGGAGGGGAGGAGCUCCCUCAUGACUGCAUUCAGCCAUUAGGUGGAAACACUCCCUACUGAGUUUUUAAAACACAAUUUUCAAAAGAAACUUUACUUGAACAUUCCCAACCUCUGUUUCUUUCCAUAGUAUAAACUUUCCCAAAGGGAAUAAUGUAUCAAUUGAUAUGGUCGCAACAAUCAUUUUAUUUGGGCCUGGAGAGCAUAAAACAUUUUGUUACUAAUUUAAUUAAAGUAGAAAUUUUGAAUACAUGGUCUUUGAGUAGAAUGUGGAUAUAGUGAAGAAUAAGUAGAAGUUACGUGUAUCUUUCCUGUGGUAGGCCCGUUCUGUUUCUGGAUGAAGUUUUUCUAUUGAAUUAUAUUAGUGUUUCUUGAAACUGGAAUCUGCUUUACUCAAGGAUCUGCUGGAAGAAUUCCUGAAGUUGUUACCAGCCUUCUCCAUGCCUCUCUACUCCCACCUCCUCCGUGGCCUCCUCCACCUCCCAUCUGGAGAAUUUCUCAUUUCUUGCUUACCACAGAUGCCAAUGUAGGGGAGGGGGACUUCUGGCCGAAGCUGGAUUGCAGGCUGUUUUCUCAAAGGAGGGAUUUAAAGGUCUAUUGAAAAUUUGGAAUGCCCUUGUUUGCCACAUGGAUGUUUGAGAAAUAGAAGACUCUCUGGAGCUUACUUGAGUCUUAAAAUCAACCCUACUUUACUUCUAGAUUUCUAAAUUUCAAUAUUUUUGAGUCAAAUUUGAUACAAAGAAUUAUAUGUGAUGUAUUUCUAGUCUUUGUAUCAUUAAUACGUGUUGUAUAUUUGUGCCUAAAUUAUAAGACUUGGAAUUUAUUAUUUUAAAGAAUUGUAGAGGUUUAGGACAUCUUUAUUUUCUGAGAUUCUUGACAAAUUUUUGUGAUUAUUACAUAUUUUUAUUUGAAAAUACUUUUAUGUUUAUAGCCGUUGACCUACGUGGGUCUAUAGAAGCGCAUCAUGAAGCCUAAGGAUUGUCCAAAGCACUGCGGACAAAGGUCUUCCUAAACCCUAACCAUAUGGGAGAACAGAAGUUUUUCCUCUCUGACUUAAUCUCGCUCUGCAGCAGUUUUCAGAGAUGGAGUUUUAACAUUGAAUGCGGAGAACACUAAUUAUGCCUAUCAAGUUCCAAACUUCCAUAAGUGUGAAAUCUGUCUGCUAUCUUUUCCAAAAGAGUCCCAGUUUCAACGCCACAUGAGGGAUCACGAGCGAAAUGACAAGCCACAUCGAUGUGACCAGUGCCCCCAAACAUUUAAUGUUGAAUUCAACCUGACACUUCAUAAAUGCACCCACAAUGGGGAAGAUCCUACCUGUCCUGUGUGUAACAAGAAAUUCUCCAGAGUGGCUAGUCUCAAAGCGCAUAUUAUGCUACAUGAAAAGGAAGAGAAUCUCAUCUGCUCUGAGUGUGGGGAUGAAUUCACCCUGCAGAGCCAGCUGGCCAUACACAUGGAGGAGCACCGCCAGGAGCUGGCUGGGAGCCGGCUUCACGCCUGCAAGGCCUGUAGGAAAGAGUUCGAGACGUCCUCCCAGCUGAAGGAGCACAUGAAGACUCACUAUAAAAUUAGGGUAUCAAGUACAAGGUCUUAUAACCGGAACAUUGACAGGAGUGGAUUCACAUAUUCAUGCCCGCACUGUGGAAAGACAUUUCAAAAGCCAAGUCAGUUAACUCGGCAUAUUAGGAUACACACAGGUGAAAGGCCAUUUAAGUGUAGUGAAUGUGGGAAAGCUUUUAACCAGAAGGGGGCAUUGCAGACUCACAUGAUUAAGCAUACAGGUGAAAAACCCCAUGCCUGUGCCUUCUGUCCUGCUGCCUUUUCUCAAAAAGGGAAUCUCCAGUCCCACGUGCAGAGAGUUCACUCAGAGGUCAAGAAUGGCCCUACCUAUAAUUGUACAGAAUGUAGUUGUGUAUUUAAAAGUCUAGGUAGCUUGAACACUCAUAUCAGCAAGAUGCACAUGGGCGGACCACAGAAUCCAGCAAGCUCCACAGAGACCGCUCACGUUUUAACGGCCACGCUGUUUCAGACGUUACCUCUCCAGCCGACGGAAGUCCAUGUCACGUCUGCGUCGAGCCAGCAGAAUUCCCAGGCCGUGACCGACGUCAUCCAGCAGCUGCUGGAGCUCUCAGAGCCGGGGCCGGCGGAGUCCAGCCAGCCCGCACAGCCUGGCCAGCAGCUCAGCAUCACCGUGGGCAUCAACCAGGACAUUUUGCAGCAAGCCUUAGAAAACAGUGGGCUGUCUUCAAUUCCAGCUGCAGCACACGCUCACGACACCAGCCAUGCCAGGACGCCCUCGGUGCAGGUUCAGAAUCCGGAUGCUCCUCACGCUUCGAGUGAGCAGACCCACUCCACAGAGGCAGAGCAGGAAAAAGAUCAAGAAAGCCCAGAGAAGUUGGAUAAAAAAGAAAAAAAAAUUAUAAAGAAGAAAUCACCAUUUCUACCUGGUUCAAUCCGCGAGGAGAAUGGCGUCCGGUGGCAUGUGUGUCCCUACUGCACGAAGGAGUUCCGGAAGCCUAGCGACCUGGUGCGCCACAUCCGCAUUCACACCCACGAGAAGCCCUUCAAGUGUCCGCAGUGUUUCCGGGCCUUCGCUGUGAAGAGCACCCUGACCGCUCACAUCAAAACACACUCGGGCAUUAAGGCCUUCAAGUGCCAGUACUGCAUGAAGAGCUUCUCCACCUCGGGGAGCCUCAAAGUACACAUCCGCUUGCACACAGGGGUCAGACCUUUUGCUUGUCCUCACUGUGACAAAAAGUUUCGAACCUCAGGCCAUAGGAAGACUCACAUUGCUUCUCACUUUAAACACACGGAGUUAAGAAAGAUGAGGCACCAGCGUAAACCUGCAAAGGUUCGAGUCGGCAAGGCCAACGUUCCAGUCCCCGAUAUUCCUUUGCAAGAGCCGAUUCUCAUAACUGACGUAGGUCUUAUCCAGCCCAUUCCAAGAAACCAGUUUUUUCAAAGUUACUUUAAUAAUAAUUUUGUAAACGAAGCAGAUAGACCGUACAAGUGUUUUUACUGUCAUCGUGCGUAUAAAAAAUCUUGCCACCUUAAACAACACAUCAGAUCACAUACAGGUGAAAAGCCUUUUAAAUGUUCUCAGUGUGGAAGAGGCUUUGUUUCUGCAGGAGUGCUCAAAGCACACGUCCGAACGCACACUGGACUAAAAUCUUUCAAGUGUCUGAUAUGUAACGGAGCUUUCACUACUGGUGGGAGCUUACGGCGACAUAUGGGUAUCCAUAAUGACCUUCGUCCCUAUAUGUGUCCCUAUUGCCAGAAAACAUUUAAGACCUCACUAAAUUGCAAAAAGCACAUGAAAACCCAUAGAUACGAGCUUGCCCAGCAGCUCCAGCAGCAUCAGCAAGCUGCCUCGCUGGACGACAGCGCCGUGGACCAGCAGAGCAUGCACGUCUCGACGCACAUGCAGGUGGAGAUUGAGAGCGAGCAGCUGCAGGCGGCAGCGGCGGGCCCUGCGAACCCCGAGGCCAUGCUGGACCUGGAGCCUCAGCAGGUCGUGCGCACGGAGGACGCGGGACUGGGUCAGCAGUUGACGCAUCAGCCUCUGGAAGCAGAUGAAGACAGGUUCGUGGCUCCACCACCCGCUCUCCAGGGGCACAUGGACCAGUUUGAAGAGCAGGCGCCUCCGCAGCCGUCCUUCGAACCAGGUGGCUUGUCACAGGGCUUUACCGUGACGGAUACGUACAGCCAACAGCCCACGUUUGCCCCCGUCCAGCAGCUACAAGACUCCAGCACGCUGGAGUCUCAGGCCCUCUCCACCAGCUUCCACCAGCAGAACCUGCUGCAGGUCCCCAGCUCUGACGCGAUGAAUGUCACAACGCGUUUGAUCCAAGAGUCGUCCCAAGAGGAACUGGAGCUGCAGACUCAGCGUCCCCAAUUCCUGGAGGACAGGGAGGACCAGAGCCGGCGCUCCUACAGGUGUGAGUACUGCAACAAAGGCUUCAAGAAGUCCAGCCACCUGAAGCAGCACGUGAGGUCCCACACCGGGGAGAAGCCCUACAAGUGCAAGCUCUGUGGACGCGGCUUUGUCUCUUCUGGGGUCCUCAAGUCGCACGAGAAGACACACACAGGGGUAAAGGCGUUCAGCUGCAGUGUUUGCAACGCCUCGUUCACGACCAACGGCAGCCUCACGCGGCACAUGGCCACGCACAUGAGCAUGAAGCCCUACAAGUGUCCGUUCUGUGAGCAGGGCUUCCGGACCACAGUGCACUGUAAGAAGCAUAUGAAGAGGCACCAGGCCGUCCCCUCUGCUGUGUCCGCCACGGGGGACGCGGAAGGAGGAGAUGUGUGUAUGGAGGAAGAGGAAGAGAAUUCUGAAAGAAGUGCAUCUCGAAAGGUUCGUCCCGAGGUCAUCACUUUCACGGAGGAGGAGACGGCGCAGUUAGCGAAGAUUCGGCCGCAGGAAAGUGCGACCGUCUCCGAGCAGGUCCUGGUGCAGUCGGCGGCCGAGAAGGACCGCAUCAGCGAGAUGAAGGACAGGCAGGCGGAGCUGGAGGCUGAGCCCAAGUACGCUAACUGCUGCUCGUACUGCCCCAAGAGCUUCAAGAAGCCCAGCGACCUAGUGAGGCAUGUUCGGAUCCACACUGGAGAAAAGCCAUACAAAUGUGACGAAUGCGGGAAGAGCUUUACCGUUAAGUCGACCCUGGACUGCCACGUGAAGACCCACACAGGUCAGAAGCUCUUCAGCUGUCACGUCUGCAGCAACGCCUUCUCGACGAAGGGAAGCCUGAAGGUGCACAUGCGUCUGCACACAGGAGCGAAGCCUUUCAAGUGUCCCCACUGCGAGCUGCGCUUCCGCACGUCGGGGCGGAGGAAGACUCACAUGCAGUUCCAUUAUAAGCCCGACCCGAAGAAGGCGCGGAAGCCAGUGACUCGAAGCUCCUCGGAGGGACUGCAGCCCGUGAACCUGCUCAGUCCGACGUCCACCGACCCCAACGUGUUCAUCAUGAACAACUCUGUUCUCACGGGACAGUUCGAUCAAAACGUGCUUCAGCAAGGCCUGGUGGGCCAGGCUAUUCUUCCUGCCUCCGUGUCCGCCGGCGGUGACUGGACAGUGUCCCUGACGGACGGGAGCCUGACCACCCUGGAGGGCAUACAGUUACAGUUGGCCGCUAACCUAGUCGGCCCCAACGUUCAGAUCUCUGGAAUCGAUGCCUCCAGCAUUAAUAACAUCACGCUGCAGAUUGACCCGACUAUUUUGCAGCAAACGUUACAGCAGGGCAACUUGCUUACUCAGCAGCUGCCGGGGGAGCCCGGCCUGGCCUCACAGAGCAGCUCUCUUCAGACCCAGGACAGCACGGUCCCAGCCAGUGUCGUCAUCCAGCCCAUCCCUGGCCUGUCCUUACAGCCCACCGUGACGUCCGCCAGUCUGACCAUCGGCCCGCUGUCUGAGCAGGACCCUGUGAUGACCACCAGCAGCAGUGGGACUCAAGACCUCUCUCAGGUGAUGACAUCGCAAGGCCUGGUGUCCACCUCCAGCGGCCCCCACGAGAUCACCCUGACCAUUAACAACUCAAGUCUGAGCCAGGUCUUGGCGCAGGCUGCCGGGCCCACCGCUGCGUCGUCCUCAGGGUCUCCCCAGGAAAUCACCCUGACCAUCUCUGGUCAAGAUCUUAUUCAGCACAAUGCUAAUGGAAGUAGUGAAGUGAACGGAAGCAUAAGGCUAUCAGCUCCUGCUGCCAGUGGUCAGUCCGCCGGCGCCACCCUAACCAUAAGCAGUGACCAGCUGCUCGCCCAGAGCGCGACCCUGAACUCCUCAGAGCUGAAUGCUACCCCUGGAAGCCUCCCUGCGACGACACCCAUGUCUCCAUCGGCCAUGUCUGCUCAGAACCUGGUCAUGGCUUCAUCAGCAGUCGGAGGAGAUGCUAGCGUCACGCUCACUCUGGCCGAUACUCAGGGCCUGCUCUCCGGAGGACUGGACACGGUCACGCUCAACAUUGCUUCUCAGGGUCAGCAGUUCCCAGCCUUACUCACGGACCCCUCGCUGUCGGGCCAAGGGGGAGCAGGUUCGCCGCAGGUCAUCCUAGUGAGCCACACCCCACAGCCCUCCGCCGCUGCGUGUGAGGAAAUCGCCUACCAGGUCGCCGACGUGCCGGGCGGGCCGCCCGCGAAGGAGGGCCGGGUGCACCGGUGCCUGGACUGUGGCCGCGCCUUCGCGUCGGCCGCCGUGCUGCUUCACCACAGCAAGGAAGUGCACGGCCGGGAGCGCAUCCACGUGUGCCCCGUGUGCAGGAAGGCCUUCAAGCGCGCCACGCACCUCAAGGAGCACAUGCAGACUCAUCAGGCGGGCCCUUCGCCAAGCUCCCAGAAGCCAAGAGUGUUUAAAUGUGACACCUGUGGAAAGGCGUUCGCCAAGCCCAGCCAGCUAGAGCGGCACAGCCGCAUCCACACAGGAGAGCGGCCGUUUCGCUGCACUCUGUGUGAGAAAGCCUUCAACCAGAAGAGCGCCCUGCAGGUGCACAUGAAGAAGCACACGGGCGAGAGGCCCUACAAGUGUGACUACUGCAUCAUGGGCUUCACCCAGAAGAGCAACAUGAAGCUCCACAUGAAGCGGGCGCACAGCUACGCGGGAAGUCUGCCGGAGCCCGUGGUCCAGCAGGAGCACGGCGCCGAGGAGCUGAGCCGGACCCUCCACCUGGAGGAGGUGGUGCAGGAGUCCGCGAGCGAGUGGCAGGCCCUGGCCAAUGUGUUCUGACGCGGCCCAUCCCCACCUCGGAGGCCGUUUCCGAAGUUAAAUGUUGCGAAGAACAGAGCACUUGGAAUUUCUGUUUUGAGGCUUCAGGUGUUAAAAAUGUUACCGUGCUAGUUUUUUAGCUAUAAAAUUAUCUCAAGAAUCAUUGUCUUCAGAGACUGAUAGGAAACAACCGGGAGCAGUGUGAACGCGUCGUUGUCAUUUGUCUACAAAUCACUGAACUCAGGUACUACACUGGGGCAGUUCUACCUUCCCCUCGGCGGCCAGUGCAUCUAGUUACAAAGACGUUAACUGGAUCUUACUAUCAUUGUAGUGUGACCUCUUUGUAUUAGCAAAGACAGAAGGUAACGUGGAGAAAGUAAGAUAGAUUUUCCUUCAUGCUUUCUGUUGUAAGAAGCAUAGCUCAUAAAACAAACAUAAAAUCGGUGCAUGAAGUUCAGAAAAAUGUUAGAACACACAGGGAAGUGUUUUCCACUUUCUUUCUCUGUGCAUUUUGAAAUUAGAAAUUGACUCUUUUUAGUCUACCAUAAGUUACUAGAUUACCUGGAGAGAUGGCUGGACCAUUCUCUCUGCAUUACGAUUCUCGAACCAUUAGCUACAAGACUGCAGCAUCGGGGCAUAAAUGGGGGAGGGGGGCACAAAUGAGGAUGAAGGCGUCCUCACAGGAUGGGGCGCGGGGCCGCACUUGCUUCCUAAGUCCACCUUCAGGUCCGUGGGUUAGAUGAUUGCAGAAAGCACAAGCCAUACGUCGCAAGCAGGUGAGAGCAGAACUGUGUCCUCGGAGUAAAGGAACCGUGGCCCCGUCCCGCCCCAGCCACGAAGCGGCGUGUUUGUAGGUUAGAGGUAACAUCCCGAACAAGCCCCGUGUUCCUCUCUUCAUGCAUAGGCAGGUGUGUUGUUUAUUUCAGGGAACUCUUUACUAUCAUCAAUGGUGCCACAUUGAACACGUCCCAAACCAAAUCCCACCCCGAGCCGGGGCAGAGUGUGCGUUGCUCCUACAGCAUUCCAAAGACGGAAAGUUCUUUACUUCAUGUGAGUUUCUCCUUCAGAAUUAUUUAUAUGUUCUAUAUAUAAAUACAUAUGUACAUAGACAGAUAUAUGGGCCUCUGUGUGGCUGAACAGUAUAUUUUGUAAAUAGAAGCACUCGUCCCGAUUACAGAGAGAGCGCAUCAGAGUUCUGACCUCCCCACGAGCACUUCCGAUCAGUAUUGUAUUCAUUAUAGUAAUAAAUGGGUAUCUUUUUCAUUGUAACAUAAAGGUGGGGUUGUUUUGCUUUUGUUUUUUCCUGAAAAAUAAUUGCCUUUAUUUUGUCUCAUGGCCUCCCUGGUUUCAGAAGAGAGCAGCUUUAUUAUAAAUAUUGUAUGGACUUUGUAUAUUAAGAGAGGAGCUCAUUUCAGAUUCGUGAAGAAAGAGACAUUUUCACUGUUAUUUUUUCAAAGGGCAUCUUUUGAUUUUUGUUGUUGUUCACUUUUUGGCAUAUGUACAUAAGUAAUGUUGAUGAUAUAAAAACUUUUGUUAUGUGAAAAUAUUUAAGUCAGAAAACUGUUAAAUAAUAUUACUUUUUUUUCAAA
Molecule: messenger RNA, 20025 nt
Organism: Mirounga angustirostris (Northern elephant seal)
Lineage: Eukaryota; Metazoa; Chordata; Mammalia; Carnivora; Phocidae
Gene: ZNF236
Product: zinc finger protein 236
Exons: 33
Coding region: 12947-18457 (1836 amino acids)
Biological process (GO): regulation of transcription by RNA polymerase II
Cellular component (GO): nucleus
Molecular function (GO): DNA-binding transcription factor activity, RNA polymerase II-specific; RNA polymerase II cis-regulatory region sequence-specific DNA binding
Source: RefSeq, a predicted model, not a curated record